Messenger RNA from Tachysurus vachellii, 1018 nucleotides. RefSeq lists its product as uncharacterized. The record is from RefSeq and is a predicted model, not a curated record. Bases 124 to 738 code for a protein of 204 amino acids. Lineage: Eukaryota; Metazoa; Chordata; Actinopteri; Siluriformes; Bagridae. The transcript has 4 exons.
CAAACUUUGCCACCCCCAUCGAGGUGUUUCUUGCUGAUGCAGAAAAAAGUAAACUGUGUCGUGUCUCCUCCGUCUGAGAAGCUGCUGCAAGUUUCUUAGCUCGUGAUCCUUCUCAACUUCAAAAUGGCUCAAGAGCCAAGAACACUGAAGUUCAACUCGAAAGUGCUCGGGAACACCAUGAACAUCCAUCAAGAGUUUCUAAGGCGGCUGAAGCAACGUCUUUCGCUCACUGAAGUGGAGACAGAAGGCGACAGUGAUUUCAUUGUCGCCUUUGUCCCAAUUGUGUCUCGGGCAGGAACGGACAUUGAAGCUGCUCUUCAGAAGAUUCCAAGAAAUAAGACUGUUGUUCUCGCGGUGCUUCACUUCACAUUUGAUGAGAAUUACAUCGCUCCAGAUAGCAAAUGGAACAUAAACAGGAGCAAUGUGUUUGCUGUGGACUUGCUCUGUUCUGAAGACCUGGGACUACUCCGAUCGCUUCGCAAUGACAAGGCGAUGAAAGCCGUCACUGAUCAUCUGAUCACUAUCGGCGCUUCGUUCAGUACUCAGCUUGAAACAUCCAGAUCUCAAAGUCCAUGCAGUAGAUACAUAUUUGUUUGCAUCUGUAUAGUUUUUACUAUUGCAGUAGUGAUAGCCAUUUGCUUUAGCAUUUACAUGAAGAAAUGGCAAAAUCACAUUACACCUACACUACAACCUAACACUACCAUAAACAGUGCUCCUGGAAACAAAACAUAUAUUUGAUUUCUGUACAUUAGCUACAGUUCAAUUCCUGUUACGGUCAAAAUGCUGUUGGAAUAAAUAUGGAACUAAUUUGUACACACCAUCCAUCGGUGUGUACCUUUAUAUUUAAUGUAAAUGAAAAAUUUUAAGUUAAAGCAAAGACAUGACAAUGUUGAAAGUGUGACAUAUAGUGUCAGUUAUGGUUGUAGCUGUAUAUAAUCUUUAUGAGCCUAAAAUGAAGUGAGCAGUUUGUAUAUGCAUGUAAGGUCAACUGUAAAUGUUCAAUAAAAUAUACAGUAUA